Messenger RNA from Trichomycterus rosablanca, 1368 nucleotides. It is a transcript of the gene ssna1, whose product is annotated as Sjogren syndrome nuclear autoantigen 1. Gene Ontology annotation, cellular component: centrosome; ciliary basal body. The record is from RefSeq and is a predicted model, not a curated record. NCBI's taxonomy places the organism in Eukaryota, Metazoa, Chordata, Actinopteri, Siluriformes, Trichomycteridae. The coding region runs from base 335 to 706 and encodes 123 amino acids. The transcript is spliced from 4 exons.
GUGUGUUGUCCCCACUUCCGGGUUGCAAGUACGCUGUGCGCGUUUGGCUGCCGCUUUGCUCCGGUUCUUUCUUUUCUUUUCUUUUUUUCUUGUUUUAGUUGUUUUUAUGUUUAGGGUCUUUUAGGUGUUAGGUGUCUGGACACACUACGUUACUGGACUUUAUGUAUUAUCUGCCGAAAGCUUACACUGGAAUAUCUUCCCGGCUGGACCUUCUGCCGCUGCUGUUGUCUGCUAUCUGCUGUUUGCUGUGCUGUUACUCAUACAUGUACACUGAUACCUGCCUAACACGAGCUUUCCCUUUCACUACCCGCCCGGUACAAACCAGCUUCAUCCGAUGGUCGAUCAGUACUGGAUCAGAAUGAGCCAACAAGGAGCUGCACUGCAAACCUACAACAACGAACUGGUCAAGUGCAUAGAGGAGCUCUGCUUUAAAAGGGAGGAGCUGAAUAAGCAGAUCCAGCAGGAGGAAAAGGAGAAAGCUCGUCUCCAGCACGACAUCCGCGUGCUGACUGAGAAGCUGAGCCGCGUAAAUGAGAGUCUGUCCCGCCGCCUCACCGCCCGUGCCGAUUUCGAUCGCACCAUUGCAGAGACGGAGGCGGCCUACAUGAAGAUUCUAGAAAGUUCACAGACCCUGUUGAACGUUUUAAAGAAAGAGACGGGGAACCUCACCAAAGCCACAGAGCCCAGGAGCAGCAAAGACUGUUGACGUCUAUCCUCUUUGUCUUCCAUGUUUCUCAUGUCUAACUUUGUUUUUCCUCCUGUACUUUACUGUUUGUCUCCACACACUGUCAGCAUUUAACCCCGGUCAUAUUUGAGGGCUGAUUUGUACUUCCAUUACUCAGCUUGAUGAUUUAGGUUAUGUAGAGGACAAUAUACCUGUAACCCAAGUGAAAUAAUUAGGGGGUUAAUGCGUUAAAGCUUUCAUCUUCGAAAUACGGCUCAUUUUUACCUCUAAUUGGCUGCAAAUAUUCCGACAACCCUGAUUUCUUUGACUCAGCUGGCAUAGCUUUAAUUAUGUCCGCCAACAGUAACUGUAUUUUACAAUAAUAAGUUUUAUUUAUAGUUCUGUUCAUUAUAAAAUAAACUAUUGGUACUUCCUUUCUUAGUCAUUUUUAAUAUUAGGAAUAAAGGUGCUAAAUAUUAUGACACGUCUAUGCAAUUCUUGCCCUAUUGAAAGUAAAUGUAAAGAAAAGGGAGGUGUUUUUGUGUAGUAGCUCAUGUUUGCACACUUGCAGAUACAGAAGUAAAAAUCAGCCCUAUGACGAGCACUGUAUAUAUAUCAGAUAUAUGUAUUUUGAUAUUACUUUACAUUUUACUAUAGUAAUUUACUGUAUUCCAAUAUGUUUUAAUAAAGAUUAUUUCAAGUGA